This is a messenger RNA of Lingula anatina, 689 nucleotides long. RefSeq names its product organic cation transporter protein-like. The record is from RefSeq and is a predicted model, not a curated record. Lineage: Eukaryota; Metazoa; Brachiopoda; Lingulata; Lingulida; Lingulidae. Gene Ontology annotation, molecular function: transmembrane transporter activity. Gene Ontology annotation, cellular component: membrane. Gene Ontology annotation, biological process: transmembrane transport.
CAUAAAUUUAACGUCUAUAGUCACUACUUCCCUCACAAAAAGAUUUUUCUCCACGCCAGCAAUCAACGAUGGAAUUCGAUGAUGUUCUCAAAAACGUUAACGAGUUCGGGAGGAUUCAGUUAAUGAUGACAAUAUUUUUUGGACUCACCACAGCAUCGACGGCCCUACAGAUGAUCGUGACAGUAUUUAUGCAACAAUCACCAGCACACAGAUGUGCCAUUCCAGGCCUGGCGAAUGACACUUUCGAAAUCCAAGAUGCCUGGCACCAAUAUCUUAUCAACCAAACCAUUCCUGUAGACGAGAAUGGGGAGUAUGAGGGAUGUCUGUGGCGUAGUGGAAACGAUUCAAGAAACAGUAGUGUCUUGUCGUGUAAUGAAUGGGUUUAUGACACAUCUGUAUUCCCGAGAACGUUUCCUACGGAGUUUGAUCUACUUUGUGACAGUUCCUUUCUUAUUAACAUGGCGAACGUGGUUUAUCUAGUAGGAGUGGCUGUGGGGGCAACUGGCGGGGGCCUUGCAGCAGAUUACAUUGGCCGUAAGUUAGUUUCUUUCAUCGCCUGCUUGAUCCAUGGGGUUGCAGGGAUAGGGGCUGCAUUUUCACCUAACUACGGAGCUUAUGUCGCAUUCCGGUGCUUUGUUGGCACCUGCCACGGCGUCUUGAACAAUACUGUCAUUGUUCUUUGUAAGUAA